CGCAAUUUUCAAAAGAUGUGUGGACUGGUUAUUGCAGGUUGCUGUCUUAGCUGAUUAUAAAAGCGACAGGUCACACUGUUUUGAAAAUGUUUGUUAAACUACAGACACAUGCAGUAAAAAUGGCUGGGCAGCUUGAUGCGAGGGGCCGGUUGUUCGAUCGAAAGAUGGAUAAAAGAAAGAAAACACGGUAUUUCAAAUUCAAGAAAUGUAAUAUAAAGCUCUCUUGGAUCAUGGUUUUAGAGAAGAAAUUUUCUCGGCUGGAUAUGUACGGGUUUUUGGCGAUAACGAUUAUUGUUUUGGAUAUCGCUUUGUCAUCGGAAGCAAGAAAUACACAAAACAAUCAAGAAAAACGUGAAAAAAGACAGAAUGCGUUUUCGCCUGUAAUUCCAAGUGAAAUAAAAGAGGAAUUUAAAAACUAUGCCAAGUCAUAUUUGAACAAUAUGGUGGAACAAAUGUCAAAUAGAAACAAGCAGCCAGCGAAGCAAGAGCCGUCGACAUCGCGAGCUCGUAUUUGUGCCGAAGUUUGUCAACAUCGUUGUCUCCCCUCUUGCGAAUGGUCUUGCUGUAUAAAGGAGAAUAUAGAAGAAUACAGAUCAGCACAUCUUGUCAAACCCUUAGUUCAACAUCCUAGCGUGCAGAGAAAGUCCGAUUUUGCUGGAGUAGAUAAAGGAAGUGUCAGAAAUGAUCGGCCAAUUGUCGGACGUCGUCGUGAGAAUAUCGAAGAACCGUUAAAGGAUGGAAAUGAGUGUAAUCCUAGUUGUAAACGUUAUUGUGUACCAUCUUGUCGCUUUGCUUGCUGCCAACCCGUGCAAAUUAAAGGUGUUUUGCUUUUGUAAUUUUUACCUGCAGAAAUUAUAAUUUCGAUUCGAUAAAACGAGGUCAAACCGCAUGUUGAUCGAUGGUUUGUUAAUGAGUUGGCAGUCUGGCUUGCCAUGCAACAUUUCCAAAGAAAAACGAAACUUGUGCUUUGUUUAUGAACGACACAGCGCAAUUAUAUUUAUAAUUUAGGUGCUUAUCAUACUUGUUUCUAUAAUCAAAACGAAAUAAUAUACGUAUAUAAUUAAAAAUCAAAUACAAAAGUUUGCAUUCGCAAAUAGAUCUUUAUUAAGCCAGGCUAUAGACUUUUCGAUACUAGUAUAUAUACUAAAUAAACAAAUCAGCAUGCAAAGUCACCAUUUAUGUUUCGUAAAAUACUUCGAUUUCAUCAGGGCUGAAGUUAUCCUCACCGGCCAGUAAUGCGUCCAUUUUUGACCCGCUAAAUUCAUACCCUAGCGGUGGUUUAUACGUGUAACCAAACGAG
Molecule: messenger RNA, 1300 nt
Organism: Dendronephthya gigantea
Lineage: Eukaryota; Metazoa; Cnidaria; Anthozoa; Malacalcyonacea; Nephtheidae
Exons: 5
Coding region: 87-836 (249 amino acids)
Source: RefSeq, a predicted model, not a curated record